Eurytemora carolleeae is the source of this 1118-nucleotide messenger RNA. RefSeq lists its product as uncharacterized. The transcript has 10 exons. The record is from RefSeq and is a predicted model, not a curated record. NCBI's taxonomy places the organism in Eukaryota, Metazoa, Arthropoda, Copepoda, Calanoida, Temoridae. Bases 19 to 846 code for a protein of 275 amino acids.
AGACAAUAUCUUCAGUAUAUGUUUACAAUGUUAAGGAUGAGGGGGGUAGUUAUUAUUCUCCAACUACAAGCUAUAGCUCUCGUGUAUUCUAACUGUUGUACCAAAAAGCUAGUUGAUGGAGCUGAUGGUUCUGACACUAGGGCUGGUAUCUACCUGUUCAACAUGACUAAUUUUGAUCUUCCAACCUACUGCAAGAACGAGUGUCUCUAUGUGAAGGAUGGUGACGACACAGGAGAAUUAUUCUGCUUCGGUGAGGGUGAUCUUAACUCACAGUGCACAGGAGAAAUAACCGAGGAAGUAAAUGCUCCUCCUGCUAACAAUGUGCAGUCUGCUGCAAAUAAGUUUAUUCCUGGCUACCUGACCAACGAUAUGCCUGGAGCUAACACUAACGAGAUCAUGUGUGGAGAAACUAUUAGUAUCUCUGAUGAGCUCUGGGAACGGGUGCUAGAUAUUGAUGCCAUGGGUACAAAAGUUGCUGCAACUUCCCCAAGUUCCUGGAGCAACAGUGGAUUAAUAAUGAAAAGAGAAGAUGGGCCGAGCACUGGAGCUGUCUCAUACAAUCAUCUUAUCAGCGUAUGGGUGGAGGAUCCCGCUUCUGAAAAAAUGUAUCUGUUGAACUUGAAUAUGCCAACUGGAAGACAAACGAACAAUGCAUUCACCAGGUUUAAAAUAGUGAAUGCAGAUGGCUCUGCUUGCACUGGUAGUCUGCAGUAUGAAACUGCCUUCAGAUUGGUAACAGAAGAUGAUCAGUUUAUGUUGGAUUUGAGUUCUGAUGUUCUACUAUCCUGGAUGGAUGCUAGUUCUAACACUAGGCUUCAUUUCUUCAACCCUCCAACUCUUAAAUAACAAGUUAUUUCUUUUCAAAAAUGUACUUUCUAAUUUAACACUUUUAUAAAAAAAACCUACAAUUUUAUUUGUAAUACCUACCAAUAGAAAAAAAUUUUGUGAUUAAUUUUGAACAAAAUGUUCGUCAAAUAACGGAAUAUUAUCGAUAGUUCGACAUUAUUUAAGCAAAAUGUAACUCUUAUACAGUGGCCGGGGUUUUAUCAAUACAAUGAAUAUGACUUUUCUUUUUAAGUUUUGAUUUUUAACUAGCUUUUUUCAAAUGACAAGUUUAC